GAUUGGAUGAUAGUUUACAUUUUUGAACCCCUUCACGAGGAAAAAUCUUCACAUUCGCCCGAGGGCUAUUCCAUCGAGCGCUAAAUGGCGAUGAUACAGCAGAGCACCUCAGUGGUCCGGGAAUUUUUCGCUGUGUGCGUGAUCUUGUUAUCGUCGAUUGUUGCAGCUAAGAGAUGCGACAAGCAGAUCGAUAGUUUCGUGUGGAGCAACUGCAUGGAAUGUUCGGUAAAUGCCUUUCUUCAACGUCCAUGCCCGUCUGGUUACCAGCAAGUUACCAGUGGGGAAGGCGAACAAAGCUGUUCGUAUUCCGUUUAUUUUGGAUUUAACUUCGGUUCCAUGCGUGUCCCUGGAUGCCAGCAUAAUUGCACAAGGAAGAUUACACAAAAAGAAUGUUGUGUCGGCUUCUGGGGACAAGACUGCCAAGCAUGUCCUGUUGUGCCUGCAUGCAGUGGGCGUGGCUCUUGUAAUGACAAAGUGGGUGGUGAUGGAACAUGCACUUGUCAGGAUGGCUAUAAGGGAUUUGCAUGUGAGCUGUGUUGGGAUUCAAACAAAUUUGGUACCUACUGCAAUAAAACCUGUCUUUGCAAACAUGGGACAUGUGACAGUGGAUUGAAUGGUACAGGACACUGCAAACCAGGCUCUUGUGUCUUAGGAUAUGCUGGGUCAAACUGUGAUAAUACUUUGCCAAGAUGUGACCGAAAUCUUACCUGUGGAGCUAAUGCCAACUGCUUCAGAGUUGAAAAUAUUGACACUUGUGUAUGUAAUCCAGGAUAUAGGAAUGUUAGUGGUGUUUGCAAAGCAAUAAAUCCUUGCCAGGAUGGUUCCCAUGGUUGCCAUAGUAAUGCUGACUGCAUCUACCUAAGGCCAGGCAAGAAUAAUUGCACCUGUGCUGCAGGUUAUACAGGAGAUGGAACAGUUUGCAUUGCUAUAGACCCGUGCCAGAGGAACAAUGGUGGCUGUCCAUCCAGUUCUACUCAAUGUAAUUUCCUACAACCUGGAAAGAGGGUAAAAGACCUGAACUUGGAUGGCCCAGAUGGACUCAAGGGACAGCUGACCACAGCUAUUGAUUUGCUGACAGGUUCAUUUAUGCACUCGGCUCUUUCUGGAGCAGGUCCAUUUACUCUUUUUGUAAUGGUGAACAGUGCAUUUUCAAAUCUCACACAAGAAGAGCUGAGUGAGCUAUUAGCAAACAAAGACAUGGCGUCACAUUUUGUCAGUCGACACUUAGUGGCUGCUGAUUUAGACUCCACAUUGUUGAAAAAGUACAAAAAAGUUACAACACUACAGGGGAUUGAUGCAAGCAUCUCAGAAUACCAGAAUGUCAUGUACUUAAAACUGGACAACCAGCCUGUAAAUGCAUCAGUGCUAUUCCGUGAUUUGUUAGCUGGUAAUGGGAUGAUUCAUGUCAUUGACAAGAUUAUGUGGCAUGUCGGAGAAUAUCAAGAAACAAGCUCUAAAUCAUUGCUUCAGGUCCUGUGGGCACAAAGUAGAUUUUCAAUUUUUGCCUCACUUUUACAGUCAUCUGAAAUUGCUGCAGAAUUGAGUGGUUUGGGGGCUUCCCUGACCAUUUUGGUGCCAGUAAAUUCUGCUUUUGACAAGAUUGACAAUGGUACCAUGAGGUUUUUGACCAGCACGGAUGUGGGAAGGAGAAAAUUGAAGUCACUUUUAAGAAACCAUAUUCUCACAGGAAAGAUUGCAGUUUUAGACUUGAUUUACAGUGGCAAAGUUAUUUCAGUAGAGGGAGAAUCAUUAACAGUCAAAGUAACUUCCACAGGUCGUAUUGUUGUGGAUGAGGAUUCUGUCAUCACAGAAUCAAGUGUUCUUGUCAGUGAUGGUAUACUUCAUGUGACAGAUAACCUUAUUAUCCCUGAUGAUAUUGAGCCUCUGUUGCCAAGAUAUUGCAAUGGACAGAAAUUCAGAAAUGGAAUUUGUUAUCGGUGUGAAGGUGUUCAAGCCAUGCCUAGGACAGGGUGCCCUAUAGGAUAUACCCCAUCGUCCACAACAUCUGUGUGCUACUACCGACUGAGUUAUCGAGGAGUUCCUAUUGGAAUUUUCCGUGGUUGUAGGGCCACCAGAUGUUCAGCUCCGGAACCAGAGUGUUGCACAGGGUUUUAUGGUCCUUCCUGUCAUCCUUGUCCAGGGCCUUUUGAUAAUCCUUGCAAUGGCAAUAAUAAUGGAAAGUGUUUUGAUAAAAUCAAUGGCAAUGGAACUUGCAUUUGCAAAGCCAACUUCAAGGGAACAGCAUGUGAACUUUGUCAGGAGAGCAACAAAUUUGGACCAUUUUGCAAUCAGACUUGCACCUGUAUGCAUGGAGUAUGUGACAGUGGCUCUCCUCAAGGAAAUGGAACAUGUAAGGCUGGAUCUUGUUCACCUGGUUUUCAUGGUGAUAACUGCGACCAGCGGGAUGUCCCAUGUCCUGGGUCAGUGAGCCGUCGUUGUCAUGCUCAUGCCACUUGCCGACGACAGGGAAAUGUGGACAGCUGUCAGUGCAAUUUUGGUUAUGAAGGUUCUGGAAUACAAUGCACUGAAAUUAAUCCUUGUUCCAAACCUGAUCGUGGAGGCUGUCACCAUGAGGCAACCUGCACGAAAACUGGACCAGGUACCAACAAUUGUACAUGUGAUGUUGGUUUCCGUGGUGAUGGAACAGUCUGUGUUGCCAUAGAUCCUUGUCUGGAAGAAAAUGCUGGAGAUUGCCACAGUAACGCUGAGUGCCAGUAUGUUGGUCCGGGACAGAGCACCUGUGUCUGCAAGGCAGGCUAUACUGGAAAUGGUUCAUCGUGUCAUGAAGUUAAUCCUUGUUUAGUCAACAAUGGAGGGUGUUCUCGCGAUGCAAAGUGUUCGCGAACUGGCCCAGGGAAUUACAGUUGUCAUUGCAACAGUGGAUUCAUUGGAAAUGGUUAUACUUGUCUAGGAUCUGUUGCUAUGAUCGUUAGACAGACAAAUCCAACGCUGGAGAACUUUAUCAGGCAAGGAAACAUGCUGCACUAUUUAUCAGAUCCAAGGAAGAACAUCACUAUGUUUGCUCCGUCAGUGGUAGCACUUUCACAGUUAUCUGAUGGUGAUAGAAAAUAUUGGACUAACAGUACUGAGAGACUUCAAUAUCUAAUAAGGUAUCAUUUGGUGGAGCAAGUGUACAAUUUAGAGAAGCUAAGAAAUGUGGCGUCACUGACCACCUCGAACAGCCUCGUGUUAAAUGUUACAACUCAAGGUCAAAAGGUAUUUAUCGGUGGAAUGGCUCAAAUUAUUCAAGCUAACAUAACUGCAGAAAAUGGAAUUGUACACAUCAUUGACCAGGUCCUUUUGCCAUCUCGUCUGUCAUACGAGAGGGAGCUUCCAGUGACGUCGGAGCUUCUUAAAAGUAUCCCAGAGUUCUCAGAUUUCACCAGUAUCUCACAGAAUGUGAGCCUGUUUUUCUCCCUGGAUGCCUGUGAGUCGUGUACUGUAUUUGCUCCAACCAACUCUGCUCUUAAAAAAUAUGCCCUUGUAGACAACCAGACUUUGACGCCAGCAGUCCUUAAGUAUCAUAUUGUAAACCAAUACAUCACAGAAGAAACAAUUCGUAAUGGAGAAGAAUUUCCAUCUUUGCUGGGGAAUGGGAGUGAUUAUCUUGUGAAAAUCACCAAUCCUAGGAAAGGAAUGCUGCGAGUGAAUGGAAUCGAUGUUGUCGUUAAGGGCCACAAAGCUAGAAGAGCAAUAGUAUAUGGCAUAAAUGGUGUACUUGAACCAGUUAAGAGGAACUGUGAUGUGGUCAGAAAAUCGUCACGUUUUGGUGUCUGUACAUAUUGCGACCUCUUUAUCCCAACAUGUCCGACAGGCUGGACCAAAAUUGGCUCUGUGCCGGAUACAUGUUUGGUCCGAAUAUUAAUCUUCAUAUUCAGAGGCUGCCAAGCACUAUGUGAAAAAACUUCUGUUAUCAAGAAAUGCUGUGGUGGAUUCUGGGGUCAAGACUGUCAAUCAUGCCCUGGUAAUAUUACCAACCCUUGUUCUGGUCAUGGCGUUUGUGAUGAUGGCAAAACUGGAACUGGUCAUUGUCAGUGUGAUGCAAAUUUCACCGGUACAGCAUGUGAAGAAUGUAUUCCUGGAAAAUAUGGAAAUAAUUGUACAAGUGAAUGCAAAUGCAUCAAUGGAGUUUGUAAUGAGGGCAUUAAUGGAAAUGGAGGAUGUUUUUGUCAACAUGGUUGGAAAGGACCUGUUUGUAAUACCUCUGCAAAUUUUGACAACUGCCUUCCAACGAAGUGUAGUCGACAUGCCACAUGCCGUGGACCAAGUGGCAGUGGCAAAUGUGAAUGUGAUGUUGGUUACACAGGCAACGGAACUUACUGCACGGGAUAAUGGAGGGUGUAGCGACAGAGCGAUUUGUCGACAAGCUGGGCCGCAGCAGCAAAGGACUUGCACCUGCAGAAAGUUUUAUGUUGGUGAUGGCAUCAGAUGUAUUGGUGAUCUAUCUGAGGCUUUGAAGCUUGAUCCCCAACUGUCAGGUGUAGACAUGCUACUCAAGAAAAAUGGUCUAGACAAGCUGCUGGCUUCUCAUGGACAUUUUAACCUCCUCGCCCCAGUGAAUGCAGCUCUUGGCAGUUUGCAACAGCAAUCUCGCAAGCGUCGUAGUGUUCCGUUAUCAGCCGAGGAAGAGUUGAAUCUUUUGAAAUACCUUAUCAUUGGCUGUUCAACGAUCCCCACCAACACUAGUAAUGCUUAUGCAGCUAACUUUACUACACUGCUUGGAGCAACUAUAUCAGUAAAAACAGAGGGGAAUAUUACAUCGAUCAUCGAUCCAUAUGGCAACAUAUCCAGAGUAGUUGGAGUGUAUGAGUCAUCAAAUGGCGUGAUAAUGAAACUGGAUAACCUACCCAACCCACCCAAGUCUAUGGAUAGCACAGUACAAGGAUCUUAUAUUGACGUGGCUAAUAGACUUGGAUACAAGGAGUUUGUUAAACUGGUUGAGCAAGCAGGAUUGAAGAACAUCCUUCAUGUUCCAGUGAAUAGACCUGUUCUCAUGUUUUGGCCAACUGAUGCGGCGAUAAAAGCUUUGCCUGGCGACCUGAUGGUACGACUGACUGAACCUUCACAUCUGGAAGAUCUGGCUCGAUUUGUAAAAUACCACGUUGUAACUCAAAUUCAUUCUGAUUUUAGUACCCAGUCCUUCUUGCGAAGUGGCGCAGGGUUAGAAUUGCGAACAUUUGAAGGAACCAGUUUGUUUGUAUCUUGUAAAGGAGGAAAGGGUGAUCUUUAUGUAAAUGGUGACAGCAAGCUUGUUGCAAGAGACAUACUCUUCAGUGGUGGUGUGGCUUUUGGAGUGGACACUGCGCUUAUUCCUCUUGGAUUUGGAGGCAACUGUGAUGAGAUCCAAGACACUAAAAUGACGGGUCAGUGUGGAAAUUGUUUCGUUCCUGUGAGCUGUCCACAAGAAACCACCCUUGUUGGUGUAACAAACCAUAACUGUACCUACAAUGGGGACUUGUUGGGAUGUCAGCCCAUCUGUUUACAGCGUCAACGACUUAGGAGAUGCUGUAAAAACUUUUAUGGACCUGAUUGCGUGGCAUGCCCAGGUGGUGUUCAGAUGCCUUGCAGCAGGCGUGGCUUGUGUAUCGAUGGAGUGACAGGGAGUGGCCAGUGUGUGUGUUCAGCGCCUUAUAACGGCACAGCUUGUGAACAAUGUGUGGAUCACACGGAGUCCUGUCCAGCACCGUCAGUGGAUUGUAAGACAGACAAUGGUGGCUGUCACGUGUUCGCCACCUGCACUCAAACUGCCCCGAAUCGUUUGACGUGCUCGUGUAAAUCCGAUUACCAAGGAGAUGGAUAUUAUUGCCAAAUGACUGACUUGUGUGCGAGUGGCAAUGGCGGGUGUGGUGAAAACGCAACCUGCUUGUUUACAGCACCAGGACGAAAGCGCUGUGUAUGUAAAGCAGGCUUUUACGAAGUAGGCUCCAGCUGUCGUGCUCACCGGCCAAUGUCACCUUGCGCCAUAAACCAUGGUGGAUGUUCUGUUCAUGCUAACUGUAUUGAUAACGGUGCAGUGGCCAGCUGUGCCUGCCGCAUUGGUUUCGCUGGAGAUGGCUUUUCCUGUGGAGGACCCAUUUUAAAUGUCCUCAAGGAAACUCAGAACGCCACUGAAUUCUACAAGGCGCUCUACCAUCUGAGUAGUCUCAGUACAGAGGCAUCAUUUUUGUACCAAGACCUGGCGUCCUUAUCCAAAUCCUUCACAGUGUUUGUUCCUGUAAAUAGUGCGGUUCACAACAAGAAAUUUACGCUGUAUUAUUUGAAGAAUCACAUCGUGUCCGGAAGGCAUCCAUUGAACAAUAUAAAUGACGACUUAACGAUGACAACAUUGGCUGGAUCUGAACUUCACAUUAAAAAGCUGAGAAAUGGAGAAAUAGUCGUGAAUGGUGUCGCUCAUGUCAAAGGAGACCUCCCUGCAACAAAUGGUCUUCUACAUUUCAUUGACCAGAUGAUACCGUAUGUUGGACCUACUCCGCCUGCUACCCCAGUAGAACCAACCAGACGAACAGAACCAGGAACAGAACCAGCCACAGAAACAACCACAGAAACAUCAGGAAAACCAACCACGAAAAAGACAACGAGAGAAACAACAGCUUCAGCGGUUGGACCCAAGAGUGGAGGCGAUAGUGCUGCAAGAAAGAAGGAGAGAGAUGCUAUUGGUAGAGGAGCUAUUGCUGGUAUCAUCAUUGGUAUCAUAAUAUUUGUGAUGGUGAUCGCUGUGUUAGUGUACUUUGCAAGAAAGAAUGGCUUCCCUUCCCGCCGAGCAUUUUACAAAAAGCAUGCAGACACUGUGCAGUUUAGUAACGAAGCUUACAAUGAACAUUCCAUGAUGUCAUUUGAUAAUGCUCUGUUUAAUAACAUGGAGGACCCGGUGCAAAUGCCUCCACUGGACAUACCCAUUGACGAUAAACAUCCUCUACAGGAUUCAGGGGAACAACACCUCGAUUUUGACAAUCCACUCUAUCGUGAAAUGACCGGUUUGGACCUGCCACAAAAUCCAAAUGACAUAUUUUUCUUGCCUGACUCUAAUACGGCAUCGUCUGAUACAGGAGGCAAAAAUUUUUCCAACCCGUUCUACAAUGAAAAAAGGACUGUAAAGUUUAACCUAGACCCCCAGUAUCUUCCAGGUCGAGAAGACACAUGCUAAGCUAGCUGUUUGGUUAUACGGAGAUAACAGUGGUUUUCCGCUGUUGCUGGUCAAAGUUGAAGGGACAGUUAGUAACGAGAGAUAUACUUUUGUGCCAUGAGUAUCGUUAAGUUAGUUAAAUGUUUACAUGCUUUCAUUUUUUGGUUCCUUUUUCCACUGACAUGUAAAUGUUGUGUUGAUCUUCUGGUUUUUUUUUUUUUUUCGUUUUGUGUGGUUUUUUUCCGUCAGUUAUGCAAACUAAAUUUUAGAUUUGCAAGGAUGCCUCGAAUUGCCGCAACCCCCGGAUUUUGAUGAUGCUAUGUAAACACGGAAAAAGUCCUCUUUUGCAUAAAUGUGUUAUCCCCCCCGUCACUCAAUUGGCUCUAUAUUUCUUUUGUGCAAAUCUAGUACUUGUUUCAGGCUGAAAUAAUGCGUGGAUAUUUAACACUUUGAAAGGAUUAUCAGAUUUUAAAGAUGCUAGUCACGGUGUUGUACAAAUUUUCUGUGUAGUUAAGUAUGCAAUUUUGUCUUUUUUCUUUAUAAUUGACGAAAAUGUUAAAGUAAUAACUUAUUUUUUUUUAGGAUACUGUAGCACUCACUUAAAAAACAAACAAACAAGCAAAAAAGCUAAACAAAACCCAAUUAAAACAGAAACAGAACCUUACAAUGUUCAAUGCAACGUUGGAAGUACACCAGGUACUAUUUAAUGUUAAAAAUGGCAGCGAUUUUAACUCCAGGAGGCCCCUCGUCGUGCACGAUAAAGGUAGUCAAAAAUAGCGACCGCUCAAAAUUAAGGAGAGGGUGGUUGCUUAGGGGAUUAUAAAAGUAAUCCUAAGGGCUCUCUAGAAGGGUUAAGUCAAUCAAUUGAAAACGGGCGUCUUAUAAUUAAAAUAAAGUGUAUUGUUUUUAUACAGUAUUCUACAGCACGAUAGGAUCAAGCUGAUAGACGGAAUUGACGAGUAGUUUUUAAUUGAGAAUCGAAAGUUAUCCGAGGUUUUUUUUUUUUUUUUUUUUUCCUUUGGUUUAUUUUGCUCUUUGAUUAGUCCAGGAAACCGCAUGGGUUGUUUGCGUCAGCUAAUUUGGCGAAUUGGGAUUGGUGAUUGGUAGAUCCCCCAUGUGUUGACCUAAUAUGGGAGUGAUUGAAAGUAACUUAUGGGGAUUCCCUUUGGAAUAACCCUUUUUCAGAAAGUGAGUCUCUUAGCCUGAUUCUAUUAAGCUGUCCAGUGUAUGUUUUUUAAAUAUUUAAAUAAAGCAAUGUCAGGUGUU
Messenger RNA from Stylophora pistillata, 8389 nucleotides. RefSeq names its product stabilin-2. Gene Ontology annotation, molecular function: calcium ion binding. Lineage: Eukaryota; Metazoa; Cnidaria; Anthozoa; Scleractinia; Pocilloporidae. The record is from RefSeq and is a predicted model, not a curated record.